AUGCAGCGAUUUGUGAAGUUUCCUAGCAAUCUUGAGACAAUCAAAGAACAAUUUUACAGCAUAGGAAGCUUUCAUGGUAUUAUCGGUGCCAUUGAUGGAACUCAUAUACCAAUUCAAAAUCCUGGUGGUUCUUAUGCGGAAGUAUUCAGGAACCGCAAAAAAUAUUUUUCAAUAAAUGUACAGAUUGUAUGUGGACCUGACCUACAAAUAUAUGACAUUGUCGCUGAUCGACCUGGUUCAGUACUUGACAACCGAAUUUUCUAA
Molecule: messenger RNA, 264 nt
Organism: Parnassius mnemosyne (clouded apollo)
Lineage: Eukaryota; Metazoa; Arthropoda; Insecta; Lepidoptera; Papilionidae
Source: the annotation of a GenBank genome assembly